AUGAUUUUAAAUAAUACAGAUUAAGCUAUAGAUAAUUUAUAUUAUCUUCUUUGGUUAAAAGAUAGUGGUUUAAAGGACAGUAGUUUUGUUGUUAAAAUUCCCGACACAAUAAUAAUAAAAAGCAAUUAAAUAAUGAAUUGGUUUUUUUCAUCAAAAAACAAUGACGGUAUUUUAGUAAAAAAAGAUUAUAAUUUAAACCAUAAAAAUAUUUUUGAAACAUUUACAAGGAAAAUAUCUAAAAGUGGAAUAGUAGCCUAUUUUAUAGAAAAUAUAAAAACAAAUAGUAGUGAAAAUGAAAUAGUUAUUAGAUAUUUUACAAAAGAGAAAUUUAGGGAAUUUUUAUUCGCUGAAAAAGAAGUAAUACGAUCAGGAAUUUUAUAAAAGUUUAUAGAUCCUUAUGGGGAAAAUCAAACACUUAUUUAGGCUAUAUAUUCCCCAUAAUUAUGCAUUUUUUCUAAAAGAGUUAAUUAUAGACAUCUAUAUGAUAAUUCUUAUGACCCUUAUGAACGUUUGUUAACUUUUGAUGGGGCAGAAAUGUAUUCUAGAACAGUUCCUUUAAGAGGAAAUUCUAUUAGACUACAAGACGAAUAAUUACCUGCUAAUAUUCCUUUAAAAAAAAUGAAAAAUACUCCUUUAAAUCUAGAUAAUAAUUACAUAAGACCCGAAGAAAUAAAAUUGAUUUAAACCACAAAUACCAUGAGACCAAUUUAACUAGAAAACGAUAUAAAAUGCUUCCAUUGUUAAGAAAAAAUUCAAUCUAAAGAUCUAGUUCCGGUCACUUAUGAAUUUAUUAUUAAUAAUUUCGAGGAAAAUCCGAAUGCGUAAUAUUCUAAAGUUUCAAAUGUGGAAGUCAUUGAAGUUCCCCCUGUUCCUAAUUUUGUAUUGAAAAAUAAAAACUCGAAGUUUAUUAAAGAUUAAACUAGUUAAAUUCCGGCUCUUUUGGCUAAAUUAUACCCUAAAUUAAGUUUAGAAAAUUAUUUGAAGUUUAGAAAAAAUUAGAAGUUUUUAAACUAAAAAUUUUAAUAACAUAUAUAAUAAAAAAGAUCUAAUUAUGUUAAUAUUGUUAUUUAGAUUUUACAAGAUAUAUAAAAAUUAGUGGAGCACCUUUGA
Messenger RNA from Ichthyophthirius multifiliis, 1110 nucleotides. RefSeq lists its product as hypothetical. The transcript is spliced from 3 exons. NCBI's taxonomy places the organism in Eukaryota, Ciliophora, Oligohymenophorea, Hymenostomatida. The record is from RefSeq and is a predicted model, not a curated record.